GUAUUUCGCGGUGGUAGCAGCGGCGGCGAAGGUGAGCGGUGGUGGUCCGAGUUUGCAGAGUGGGUACAGUGUGUACGUUAGAUAGCGAAGGUGUAAGUACGUCUGGCUGGUGAGCUGUGCUUACGCGUUUUCGUCUCCCGUGCGGCGGGGGCUACCCUUCGCAAUAAUCCGCGUCACGCAUGGCACCGCUUCGUGCCUGAGACGCCUUUUUCUCGGAGACAGAGAGAGCAGAAUCGUGCACGGCCGGGGCCCAGCCUCUUCGCGUGCCUCGUCUCAUUUUGUCGUUUUCGAGCGCCGGAGAGACAGAGUCGCGAACGAGCCGACAGAAUGACCAGCCAGGAGACGCUCGAUCAAGGGAUCAGUAACGUGGAAACAGAGUAUCUCGAGAUCAACUCGAAAGGAGCCUGGCCGAUCCUCUAUCAGCAUAUACGCAAUGAAUGCAGUAAUUUUACAUACACAUGCAAUGAAUCAAAGAAACCACAAAACAGAAAUUUAAACCGUUAUAGAGAUGUUUUGCCAUAUGACCACAGUAGGAUUGUCCUUAAAAGGGGCCCAUGUGAUUAUGUCAAUGCUAAUCUUAUACGGGUAGAUCGUGCCCAUAGACAAUACAUUCUUACACAAGGACCAUUGGAAAAUACUGCUGGCCACUUUUGGCUAAUGGUAUGGGAGCAAAAUUCUAAAGCCGUGUUAAUGUUAAAUAAGAUAAUUGAAAAGAAUCAUGUUAAGUGUUAUCAGUAUUGGCCUCUUGGUGAUUCGAUUAAUACUAUGAUGUUUCCGGAUGUUGGUAUAAAAGUAAAAUAUAUCAGUAAAACAGAAUCAUCGGAUUACACAACUAGAAUAUUAAAGUUAACUGACUUGGAAACAAAAGAAAGUAGAGAAAUAUUACAUUUUCAUUAUACCACCUGGCCAGACUUUGGAGUUCCACAAAGUCCAACAGCUUUUUUACGUUUUUUAACAGAUGUCAGGCAAUCAGGAGCAUUAGAUCAAAAUGUUGGUCCUCCUGUGGUACAUUGUUCUGCAGGAAUUGGGAGAUCAGGAACAUUUUGUUUAGUUGAUACAUGUCUUGUUUUGAUUGAAGAAAGUGGAUUGAAUUCUGUGAAUGUUAGAGAAGUGUUAAUAGAAAUGAGAAGACACAGAAUGGGUUUAAUUCAAACACCAGAUCAAUUAAGAUUUUCAUAUGCUGCCAUCAUCGAAGGAGCAAAACAACUGCCAUCCAACAACGUGAACAUUAAUAAUGAAGUGGUAACAAAUCAUUAUGACGUGGUAAGUAACAUCAGUAAUUCUUCGAACGAAGAAGAAGAUGAACCACCUCCUUUACCACCUCCAAGAGGUGAAUCCUUAACACGUAGCAUGAUGGCAGAUUUAACUUCAAAUCCAAUAACAAGAAAUGACGAAUUAAGUGCACCACCUGACAAACCAUUGCCUAGAGAGCCAUCAAUUUCCACAGAAAUAUCUACCACCAGUCCACAAACUGUUCCAAAUUCUGCAGUGAUCACAAACAAUUUACACGAACAGAAUUCCGAUGGUGUUGUGGUGCCUAAUGAUAAUACUAGUGACGGUGAAAACUCUUCAAAAACAAUUAGUCCUCCGUCCAGUCCAGAUACGAAAAACGAAGUACGUCAUCGUAAUAAGGAGAAGAAAGAACGUCUGGCAGCGCAAGUACGGGAGAUGAAGCGUCGUCAAAAAGAGACUGAAGAAUGGCAGAAGCUCAAGAGGUCAUUAUUUAAACCUCUUACAAUAGGCAUAGGCGCUGCAAUUGUUGGUGGGGGUAUUAUAGCAAUCUGUGGCUAUUUGUACAUGCGUGGUUAGGACCGAAUUGUUUCCCUGUCACACAUGUACAUGGACCAUCGAAUUGUCAGUGAUAAUAGGUGAUCCGCACAUUCAAGAAUAGUUACUUUCACUACGAAAUAUUUAACAGCUCCAUUGCACAUGCCAUUGAUUGCCGUUUCGAGAGAGUAAUUAAUCAGGGAGAAGCAUUUAGUGUUAUGUAAUUUAAAGUAAAAAUACACGCAGUCGUCGUGAGGCGUUAUAUUAAUGAGACUAUCAGUUGAGUUGGCAAAAUGAGACACACGUCAGUUGUCAAAGAAACGUUCAAGAGAAGUAACUUAUUCUAACGAAGUGCAUUUUGUAAAGGACAUUGCUGCACGAUAAAGAAGCGAGAAAAAAAAUGAGAAAGAGAUCAGGAAGUCAAUGAUAAAUAGGAAUGAAAGAGAAAAAGGGAGAUUCUCGAUUUGUAUUUUUGUAUUGUGAUUCACUUAAUGAGUAUGUAUCAUACUAGAAGCUAUACAUUCUUUUGAAAAUCUUGUUAGGUUUCCAUGAAAGUUGCACUUGACAAAGUCAGUAGACCCUUUCGCAUUCGCGUUUCCAAUUAUAGUGAAAUAAGAGGUAAAUUCACUUAGAUUUUUACUUUGUGAUCUUUUUCUACCCAAUUAGAAAUAGAGACUAUCUUUUUUAUUUGUUUGAUGAUGCUAACAAUUGAACGUAUAUCCUGUGAAGUAGGAUGCAAGAAAAAGCACAUGUAAAAAUCUAAUAUAAGUAAAAUAACAGUGUCCUCUUAUUCUCAUAUUGUAAUGAUGGUAGGUUCUUACAUAUAAUAGACAUUACAUACGAAGUGGGUGCACGAUGUUUCGAUAAGUAAGAUCGAUUAUUAACUUUUAAAGUAAUAAUCAAUAUAGAGGCAAUUAAAAGUAUUAAUUUACCACAUUUUUUAUUUCUUACAACAUUUAAAUAAAUUUAGAUUUCUUUAAUUUAAUUCAUUUCAUUAUCUCCGAUAUUUUAAUUCUGAUAAUGAGUUGAAGGAUGAAAGAGACGAGUUUCCUUCAGUUUUUCAACUGUUAUUCUUCGAAUAAAUUUGAUCUACUGUUAGCAAUCAUCCAGGGUACCAAAAUCAUUCGCUUAGAGUUUAAUAAGUAACCCCGAUCAUCUUGCUAGAAUUUAAUGGAUAUAUUCGUGAUAGUCAUAGAGAAAUGUUAAUGAACUUUACAGUUAUAGUACACUAUAUAAAUGUUUCUUUUUAUAAAUAACUUGCCCAUAUAAGUAGAAUCCAUUCUUCUAUAAAAUGUUCAUGACGAAACGAAGUCGCAUUAGAAAUUAGCAUAAGCGAUGCCUGUGACGUACCAUGGCCCAUUCUCACAUGGCAGGUGAAUGUUUACUUAAAAUCAUCGAUUUCGUUCGAAACUUGUUCCUGGGGCAUGCGUUAAAGGGGAGGGGGAAGAGAAAAGAAACGAAUCAUCUUGACUUUCUCUCUUCCUGGAAGAAACGCGUCAUCGAGAUAUUCCGUUUAAUAUGGCAACUGGUGCCUUCGAUGUUGUGUGUACUUCGUAAAUAAUUCAUACAAUUUCUUAAAAUGCUCGUAAUCGUUUGUAAUAUGAGUCAUUUUAUACUCGAAGUAGCCGAGGGGGUUUUUUAUGCGAGAAUUACAUGACCUGGUUAACAGAAAAAUUAUCAAAUUUCUCGUAAUACUGGAAUAAUCAGCGGCAAGAAUAUUCUCAGCGAGCAAAACUUGCUACUGUGUUCAUCACUCGUUAUCCUGCGCAUUGCGUUUUUCAUUUCAUGUGAUGAAAUUGUCGACAUAAUGGGUGCCAAACAAUGAGAAGCCAACAAGAAUUUUGUACGUCAUGCAUAAUAUAUAUAGAAAUAUCUAAUAUUCUUGUGAAUCAGUUUUCGGUAUCAGUCUUGAUGCAUACUUCAGUGUAAGUAUUAGAACAAUAUCUGAUUACAUGGAAUUGAAUCAAGCACUCAACUAAUUUGAGAAAUUAGUGUUUCGUAGGAACUUCCUCGCAUGCUUGAAGAUGAAGUAAAGUUGCUGUAGGUGAUUCCACUAGUGUAACCAAGAUGUACUUGAUAUUGUUGAUCAGAAAUUGAUACUUUGUGUGCGUCUGAUUAGUAUAAUAUCAAAGCUGAUGUCGAAAAUUUAUUCAGUCAGAGGAACAUGUUGGAAUAAUCAACGAUAUCAUAGUUAUGUUAGUAAAUUUUAUUUUAUACACUUUUAACCCCUUAUCAAAGGCGUUUUUCUAUCAUCUAUCAUCAGCAAUCUCACUCCCGUCUAGCAUUCGGAUAGAUAUUGCAAUAUUUAUACAAAUUAUAAAGAACCUUAGUUCCCACAUAAAAAAGAGUAAUUAGGAGUUAAAAAACACAUUAUUUUAAAACAUGAAUUCUAACUGAUUUGCUCAAUAGUAAAUCGUUUAAAGCACAUUGAGCAUCGUGGAAAGACUGAAUACAUCUAUAAUUGCUUCUACAUGAAGUUUAAAAAAGAAACGAAUGGAAACGAAAAAGAAUUACAAAUACGUAACGCGGUUAAAAAAGAUUUUUACUCUUAAGCCGAGCUUCUACACAAAUCGUCACGAUCAUUCUUUAACCUGGAGUAAGCUUACUGGAUCGUGUUCCAACGUUAAACAAAAGAGGGAAAGAAGUUAGAACAGGAAGCAAAGUAUAGCUUAGUUGCUUACGUUUUGACUUUUUUCCAAGAAGAAAACACGCGUGGCGUGAACAAAUGUAUUUUGUGUACUUUUGUAUUACGUCGUUAAUCCAUAGGAUGCUUGGAACACGAUUUUCAUGUCAAAGAAUUAUUUUUCUGAUACGUGUUACAUUCACUGCACAGUGGUUAUAAAAAGCAUUAGUACAUAGUUAUUAUAGCAUUUAUAUAUUAGUUAAUUAGAUUCAAGCGUACUCCGUUUCGUCUCAUUUAAUAGUACUUUUAUGUGAUUACAAAAAGUCGAUACUGUAAAAAUAUAGGUCCCGCUAAAAAAAGCGCUUUAUUAAAAAGAUAUAUAUAGGUAUAUACAGAUACUUUUUGUAACCACUGUAUAUGUGUUGGUGUGUUCGUUCACAAUGCACCGAGGCAUAAUCGCAAAUUAUCGUAGGAGAGAUGUCAUCGUGUUCCAUUUAAAGCAAUGUUAAAACGUGUUCGAAGUUGAAUACAGUAUUCUGUCGUCGGUACAGUUCACCUAUGUGUGUGUGCACCAUUGUAUAUCUUGUUACCUGAUUUUCAUCUAGAGUAUAUUCGUACGUUUAUAUUGUCGUUAGAGGAACAUGCGACCCAAACAUGUUUUCUUUUUCUCAUUUUAAAAUGAUUUUUGAAACAUGUUCGAAUAACUUUAAUAUAGCAUGCGAGAACAGUGUGAAAAAACAAUCUUCUCCGAGCAAGGAGAACGACACAUACGUCAGCCUUCAUUUAGAGCGAUUACAUUGAGCGAAAGAGAUGAUAGAGCGUUCCUAGAAGAGAGUCGACAAAUUCGAUAUUUUUUAUAUUUUCUUUUUUAGAAACACGAUGAAUGUGAUCUUCGAGUUUAUAGCGAGAGUGCUUCUGUUCUUGAACGGUCGAAACUGUUUGAAGUUUCCAGGUGCUGACUUUUGGAACAUAAUUUUUAUGUUGAAAUUACUUCCACAAAAAGACCUAGAAAUAAUAAUGACAACUUUAUUUUAUUAUAUUAAUGUAUAAUAUAAAUGUUAACAUUGAUUUCUAUGUUACAACGUAAUUGAACAAUUGAAAUUCUAUAAAUAUGAGGAAUACUUAAUGACAUCACAGUAACUCUUACACAGCAAUAUUAUUACUUAAUUUUUGACAAGACCAGAAUUAGCACCUGGAAACUUAUAAUUAGACUGUGGAUGUUUAUAUAUACACAACAAAUUUAGAAGUGCAGAAAUGUAUAGAGUGCACUUAAUACGCAAAAUAUACAUAAAAUAUCCGAGACAAAGGACAGAUUAUAAUAUCUAUAGUAGGUAAAACUAGUUUUUAUCUAGAUUUCAUUUCUUUAAUUACAAAAAUAUGAAAUAUG
This is a messenger RNA of Bombus pyrosoma, 5777 nucleotides long. It is a transcript of the gene Ptp61F, whose product is annotated as tyrosine-protein phosphatase non-receptor type 2. Gene Ontology annotation, biological process: protein dephosphorylation. The coding region runs from base 328 to 1809 and encodes 493 amino acids. The transcript has 8 exons. Lineage: Eukaryota; Metazoa; Arthropoda; Insecta; Hymenoptera; Apidae. The record is from RefSeq and is a predicted model, not a curated record. Gene Ontology annotation, molecular function: protein tyrosine phosphatase activity.